AUGGAUGCUACCAGCAAUCUGUCGCUGAACUGCGAAAACCUCGCCCGCCUUGACCAAGGAGCCCCUUCUCCAACCCCUAGCACGAUCGACGAUGUCCAUGACCUUUUAUGCUCAAUCGAGAGUAAAUUACGCGCUCUGAAGCAUCUCGGGCAAGCAGGCAAGGAAGUUCUCCGUAAAUCUAUUUGUUUUCUGCAAGAUGACGAAGUUCGAUGUAUCGACAACGAUUGUAAACUCAAUAACGUCGAUUUUUUGAAGGCCCAGUUGGACUUUUUGAGUGGUGAGCACAAGAAUGCAUACCAGACAAUAGUCGAGCAAAAACUACUGUACUUCGACAAGGUGGCACAAACCACAGAAGAUAGGCACGUGGAAUAUGCAAAUAAUUUUCGAAGAGCAGAUGUAGCAUCCUGGGUGCAAGUGACGAACAAAGUCCCCCCGACCAAAAAUGACUCAAAGAGAAAGCGCAGCGAGGAUGCAUCGAAAUCAAACACACAGAACGUGGCCACGCGGCGUUCUCCCCGGCACAGGCCAGAACCUCAAACGAGGAGAGCUCCUAGGGAAGGAAAGCCUCGUCACCCCCGAGGCAACAUGCCAUCACUACAGAAUACGGGGACAAAGUCCUCCUCCAUGGGGAGCAUUAUAGAGGACGGAGUGAGGAAGAGUGCGCGUAUAGCCGCGAAAAGUUCUAUGUAG
This is a messenger RNA of Ilyonectria robusta, 690 nucleotides long. RefSeq lists its product as uncharacterized. The coding region runs from base 1 to 690 and encodes 229 amino acids. The transcript is spliced from 2 exons. Lineage: Eukaryota; Fungi; Ascomycota; Sordariomycetes; Hypocreales; Nectriaceae. The record is from RefSeq and is a predicted model, not a curated record.